This is a messenger RNA of Camellia sinensis, 1979 nucleotides long. The record is from RefSeq and is a predicted model, not a curated record. NCBI's taxonomy places the organism in Eukaryota, Viridiplantae, Streptophyta, Magnoliopsida, Ericales, Theaceae.
UUGCAGGUCCACUUUGCAGUGAAAUUACCUGGCUUAACCCUAUAGACUCUGCAUCACAACACAACACACAAGGCCUAUCUCACAAACCCACAUGCCAGUAAGCUUAAAAAAUGUCCUGAGGUUCUUCUUUGGGCUUAGAUUUGUUUAUGGUGACUGACAUGAUACUCUUGAUUGAUACCAUAUGAUUUAAGCCUAAAGCUCCAAUUUUGGAGAGUCGUCUCUUACUUUCCCUAGAAAAUUAUGGGCUGGGUUUUCUUUGAAAUCAAACAGGACGACUUUCUUUCUCCGUCACAGCCACCAUAUUCGAUCUCUCAGCCACCUCCACCUCUGCCAGUGGAUCUUCAAUCCGGUGGUUUGAAUUUUAACAACAAGGUAAGCCCAAGUAUAUUGCUUAUCAUCAUAAUUAUUGCAAUCAUUUUCUUUAUCUCUGGUUUGCUUCACCUCCUUGUUAGAUACCUAUUAAGACCUCAAAACAGAGACCCAGAUGAUUUGGACAACGUGACUGCCCUUCAAGGUCAGUUACAGCAACUCUUCCACCUCCAUGAUUCUGGUGUGGACCAGUCCUUCAUAGACACCCUUCCUGUCUUCAACUACAAAGCAAUUAUUGGUGUGAAAAACCCCUUUGAUUGUGCUGUUUGUUUGUGUGAAUUUGAGCCUGAAGAUAAGCUCAGGUUGUUGCCCAAAUGCAGCCAUGCCUUUCACAUGGAGUGUAUAGACACAUGGCUCUUGUCUCACUCCACUUGCCCUCUCUGUAGAGCUACUCUGCUUCCUGAUUUCUCACCAAACCAUUACUGCUCUUCACCAAUAGUCCUUGUUCUUGAAUCUGGCAGUGACAGUUCAAGAGAGAUUGUCUCAGACAGAGAUGGUCCUUUGGGCACCACCAAUUCAAUAGCAAGAGCAAAUUCCCAUCUGGGUUUUCACUGUAGGAAUGAAUUUGGCUCAUCCGGCCGCACAUCAUGCGAAAUUCCUGGAAAAACUCAACAAACAAUGGUGGGUUCAGAAGAGCAAGUAGUGGCUGUUAAGCUGGGAAAAUUUAGAAAUGUGGAUGGUGGAGGUGAAGGUAGUAGUAGUAACAAUAAUGUUGAUGCAAGAAGGUGCUUCUCUAUGGGGUCUUUUGCAUAUGUAAUGGAUGAGAAUUCGUCAUUGCAAGUACCCAUUCGAACCCCAGUGAAGAAACAAUCAAGCAAGAAAUCUUCUCUGCCAUUGACACCCGGUCAUAAGCCUGCAAUGUCAGAGUGUGAUUGUGAUUCUAGAAGAGACUUUAAUGGUUCUGAUCCGUUUAAAAGUGUUCAAGUUCAUGGAAUUGGUACUGGUGGUAGUAGUACUAGUAAUGGGAAUGGUAAUGGCAAUGGCAAUGACAAUGACAAUGCUAUUGGGAGGAGCAAGAGAGAGAGCUUUUCAGUAUCCAAGAUUUGGAUGAGGGCAAAGAAGGAGAAGCCUCAUCCAAUGGGUAUGGAGGUGUCGAGACGGGCUUUAUCGUUCCGGUUUCCAGUGCACCGGAGUGUUGUUUCCGGUGAUGACAUGAACCCUAAGAGUGGUGGGAGUGGUACCAGGAGGACCAUCUCUGAGAUUGCAAUUGGGAGGUGGGAAAAUGGAGGAGGGAGUGAAUUGGGUUGUGACGAGGAAAAUCAGAGCUGCAACAGUUUGGCUUCUCAACCAAAAACACCGUCUUUUGCAAAGAGGACUAUGCUUUGGCUUGUGGGAAGACAAAACAAGGUGGUUCACUCAUCUGUCUCACCCAAUGUCUAAUUCUUUUUUUCCUUUUCUUUUUCUUAAGGUUUUAGAUACGAUUUCUCUUAUGUAAUUUCUUUAUUCUGGAAGGCAAAAUUAGAAGAUGGUUGAUAUAAAGAAAAAGAAGGGGGAAAAAAGAAUGGAACUAUCAAUAGAUCUUGAACACAACAAUGUAUGCAUUUUCACUUUGAAAUUUGAGAAUAUUUGGCCUCCUUACCCAUAAUGAAAUUUGAGAAUUGUUCUACAAA